Messenger RNA from Lycium barbarum (goji berry), 2472 nucleotides. RefSeq lists its product as uncharacterized. The transcript has 3 exons. NCBI's taxonomy places the organism in Eukaryota, Viridiplantae, Streptophyta, Magnoliopsida, Solanales, Solanaceae. Bases 1578 to 2468 code for a protein of 296 amino acids. The record is from RefSeq and is a predicted model, not a curated record.
UUCUAUCAAUGAAAAUUCUAUUUAUAGGUAUAUGAUCCUAUCUGGUGCUCUUCCCAUUGUGUGUUUGUAACAACAAUCAGUAAUUGAUGAAUUAAUAAUUGUCAUUUAAUUUUCUUGAUUCUGGCCGUUAAUAACCGUUUCAGCCUUUACUGCAUUAAUUCCAUUUAAUGCGCAAUAAAGAGGGUCUUAUCUGUUGUUUCCGUUGAUGUUCUCACCGUUGACCCCACCUGCUGCCUUUCCAUAAGUGCUAUACUCAGCAUUACCAUCUAAUAUUUAUUCGUCAAUGAAUAAACUGACACAUGUCGACUGCCUAUUGGUCCACGUGGCAAGUACAUUUUUUACCCAUACAGAUAGUCCCUCAAUUUUUCGGGUUCAUCACCAAGAUGUUCCUGAGAAAUUGUCUCACCGUUUUCAUCAAUUCUCUCUAAUCUACAUAUUUGAAUCUUCUUUCGUGGAAGAGGAAACGUUGUAACUGGUGGCAGAUCGUGGCCCACUGGUGUGAUGAAUACGUGGCAUAAUCAUAGAAGUUGAAAGGACUCGUAUUAAAUGAUAAAAUUAGACGUGGGACACGUGGCUGUAACCGUGCCCUUUGUUUUCUCGCUGUUACCCAAGGUAAUGAUGGAAGUUUUACAUUUUCCACAAAAGUUCAAAUUUUACCUUUUUCUACCGUCUUAUCUCAAAUUUCUUCUCCAAAGUUCUUCAAUUUUUAAUCUCCUUUACUUUCUUUUCUUCUCUGUUUCCCCUAAUCAUGUCUUCUCCUUCAUCUUCUCAAAGCAAUUUUCCAGAAAAGACCGUUGUUGUUGAUGCUUUUCCUCCUCAUAUAGGUGCUGAAAAACCUAAAAAUAGAAUGCCUCCUAAGAAAUUGAUGGGUGAUGCCAUUGCUGCUGCAUCUACUGGGUCUGCUUCUUUAUCUUCUAGAUAAAUCUUCCUCCUGUGGAUGGUGUACUCCCCAAACAUCCUUCUCAUACUACUGACUUGAAGAUAAACAAAUAUGAAUCUGACAGUGACAGAAUGGCGAUGAUGUCAGGGAUUAAAUCCCACAUUACUGAAGAUCUUAUCCCUUCCGUAAUUGAAAGGUGUCUUUGGGCGGACCACCAUGUGGAGAUUCUUGUUCCUGAAUCGGAGAGGUCCGUUACUUCUUAUUUACCCGGGUUUUCCGCGGUGUAUCUUUAUUUAUUAUUGGAUUUAAUUUACCGUUAUCUUCGCUGAUUGAUUAAUUAUGCCGCCCUCUCCAAGUAUGUGUUGCACAACUUACACUCGGAGUUUGGCGUUUGAUUCAAUUAUAUCAGUACGUUGCUCGUCUUGCCAAUGUACAGCUUACCUUGAAUCAUAUUUUAUAUUUGAACUCCCUUCGUUUUGUAAGGGGUUCUAUGGUAAUGUUUAGGGCCAGGGCCUAGAGUAAAUUGUUCAAAGACCCUGAAGAUAGCCACGACCGUUUAUGGUUUAAUGAGUUUGUGUUUAUUCCUACUCACUAGUUAGUGAGUAGUGACGCCGGGUCUUUUCCGGAGAAGUGGAAUGCGAGAGCUUUUAAUCCCGAGUUAAAUAUUUCGGGGAAUAUUCGCAAAUUUACAGAAAUAAUGAUCCGAUUCUCGGCGAGGGUUAGAACUUGGGAAUCAAUGGCAAUGCAACAGGGCAUUCACACUUUGGAUGAUUCCGGAAAAAAUAUAGGCCGUUCCGGUAAAAAGAGAUCAUCGUCAAGAGCCUUGAUUCUCCCAAAUGAUGACGACUCGGCAUUGGAUAAUAUCCGUUCCAUUGUCAGAAAAAGGUCGAGUGUGGAGGCUGAAAGUUCAAAGGAUGUUGGUAAACCUGUUCUUAAGAAGAGAAGAUUGAAGAAGCAAUCUUUUUCUGGACCUUCUGUGAUUGGGAAGACUGAAGGUAGGCUUAGCAUUGAAAGCACAAAUUCCGAGAAUGAAACGCCUUUAAUUUUGAGGAAAGGAAAAAGAACUAACCUUUCUCUUAUUGAUGUGGCAAAUGUCUCAGAGGCAUCCCCGUCGAAGGAUCUUGAAGAUCUAACAAGCAUCCCCGAAAUGCCUUAUCGGGAAGAAGAUUCAUCGGCUACUCUUUCUAAGGUGAUGAUUAUUGAUAAUGUUUCUGAAGUACCUUUCCAAGACACAUUUAUUGAUGCUAAUAUAACGAAGCCAAUGUUGUCGGUGUGGAGCCUGUCACUGUCCCCAAAGUUGAUACUUCUCGAAGGAAAAAGACAUGUUCAAGAGGAUUCGCAUAAAGCUGAUGCUGGUGAUGAAGGUCUCCGGGCUGAUGAUCCUGCAGUCAAGUGGAUGCAGUCGUUUGUUCCUCUUACUGUUAAUUAUACCCGAUCUUUCAGUUUAUCUGAUGAGGCAAAUUUAUUGGAUAAUCCUCAUGUGAUGAGUACUUUUUCCAAUAACUUCAUAGGGCAAAACAAACACGCCAUUCUAAAGGACAUGCCCUCAUACCAGAUGAACAUGAUUGCUUUAGGGUUUAUGAUCUAGGCGU